Messenger RNA from Cuscuta epithymum, 1697 nucleotides. Lineage: Eukaryota; Viridiplantae; Streptophyta; Magnoliopsida; Solanales; Convolvulaceae. The record is from the annotation of a GenBank genome assembly.
GAGGAGGCGAAAAAGAGAAAAUGGCAUAAUUCGGGGCCGCCCGAGCAAGCACGGAAGAAUCACCACGGUGGGGGUGGGGGUACGUUCAAGGCGCCGGCACCACCGGCGAAGAAGAACAAGGAUGCUCGGUGGCACGCAUCCUCCUCUCAAAAUACGGGGCCUCCUAAGUGUGCCAACUGUUCAAAGAACCACUUCGGGAAGUGCAACGCACCCCCGAGGUGUUAUCGGUGUGGGAACACGGGCCACAUGAAGGCCAAUUGCCCACAAUUGGGGGGAGGAGGAGCUCCGGGAUCCGGAGGAGGAACCACGACGGGAAGGAACCGUGCGGGGCCGUCAAACGGCGGCACGGGAAGAGGCGGCGCAUCCACAAGCCAUGCCGCAUCCGUCAACCAAGGUGGGACCCAAGCCCGAGUGUACUCGAUGACCGAGGCGGAUGCGAGAGCAAACCCGGACUCCGUUGCAGGUUGAAGCUAGGGCUUGCUACUUGCACCUUCUCACGGGUGGUAUCAAAUCAGGAAGACGUGGUUCGUGCUUCCUUAUUUUCUUUCAAACUACCGAACACUUGCUCAUGGAUAUUUGUUCUACUAUAAACUAUUUUUGGGGCUUGCAUGCCCAUGUUGUUGGCCGGUUGUGGCCUAUGACUUACCGUUGAAUAUUUUCCGCUAUUCAUUGGUUUAAAUGUGAUGUUGUUAUGUAUGUUUACUACUGAGUAUGGAUGGAUUGUUUUCUCGAACGCCUUGUGUAAUUGAGUGAGGUUGACUCGUGGGUGACGUCACUUAGUUAUACGGCGGUUGUACACGCGCUUGGAUUGCGGUCUGGGGCGUGACAUGAGGUCGCACGGAAUCCCACAGGAAUUUUCCUUUGUCAACGCAAAUACGUGCUUGACAUUUUGGCCGAGACGGGGAUGUCCGGAUGCAAGCCAGUUAACUUUCCUAUGGUUCAGAAUCACCGGUUGCAAUCGGAUACUAGUCCGUAUUUUUCUGACCCCGAGCGGUAUCGGAGACUCGUCGGGAAACUCAUCUAUUUGACUUUGACCAGGCCUGACAUCUGCUAUUCUGUACAUAUUUUGUCACAAUUUAUGCAGAAUCCCAGGAUGGCUCACUGGGAGGCUGUACUUCGUGUCCUUAGAUAUCUCAAAGGACGGCCAGGCCAGGGGAUUCUGUUGCGAUCCGACUCAUCUAUCUCCCUUACUGGUUAUUGUGAUGCAGACUGGGCGAGUUGUCCUGUCACUCGUCGGUCUGUUACCGGUUACUUUGUCUCUUUGGGGUUCUCACCUGUGUCAUGGAGGACCAAGAAGCAGGCCACAGUUUCUCGUUCUUCGGCGGAGGCAGAGUACCGAUCCAUGGCAUCUUUAACCUGCGAACUAAUUUGGCUACGGAAUUUACUUCACUCCCUCGGUGUCACUCAGUCUGGUCCGGUUCGGCUCUUCUGUGACAAUCAAGCCGCGCUACAUAUUGCUUCAAAUCCGGUUUAUCAUGAACGAACCAAACAUAUAGAGCUUGAUUGUCACUUUAUACGAGAUCAUAUUCAAGCCGACACUAUUGCACCUUCUUAUACAUCCACUAUAGACCAACCAGCGGACUUGCUCACCAAAGCCCUCGGAGUUCAACAAUUCUCUUAUCUACUUGGCAAGAUGGGCAUUUGUGACCCCCAUGCUCCAUCUUGAGGGGGGGUGUUAGCUAUAUUAUUAUAGCUAU